UUUUUCUCAGACGCAAACACCUAACGAUGGUGAAGACAUAUUUAAAAUUCGAGCAUUCGAAGACUUUCGGGCUCGUCGCUUCCGCCUCGUCGAAUGCGAUCUGGGCCCGGGACGAUGAACUCGCGGGUUCUGCACGUCGGACAGGCUCCGGGCGAGCCUUUGUGGGCGCAAGUGAGGAGGUUCUCUGUUGGGAUAUCAAGAAGGGCGAACUACUUGGCAGAUGGCGCGAUACAUCUUGCAAGGCACAGGUGACGGUAAUCACACAGAGCAAGACGGAUGAGGAUAUUUUUGCGGUCGGUUAUGAGGAUGGUACCAUUCGUGUUUGGGAUUCGCGGACCGAGACCGUGAUCAUUUCGUUCAAUGGCCACAAGACGGCCAUCACCCAACUUGCCUUCGAUAGCACCGGCGUCCGUCUCGCAAGUGGUUCGAAAGACACAGACAUUAUCUUGUGGGAUUUGAUCGCGGAAGUCGGACUUUUCAAGCUGCGCGGCCACACCGACCAGAUUACUUCGCUCCAUUUCCUCACCCCAUCCAUUGAACUGCUCAAUGACGCCGGCCUCAGCGAACAUGCGGGUUUCCUAUUGACAACCGGAAAAGAUGCGCUGAUCAAAGUCUGGGACUUGGCUGCGCAACACUGUAUUGAAACGCAUGUGGCGCAGUCCAAUGGCGAGUGCUGGAGCCUGGGCCUUUCACCCGACCAGAGUGGCUGCAUCACGGCAGGAAACGACGGAGAAUUGAAGGUCUGGUCGAUCGACGAGAGCGCCAUGAUCCAAAUAUCCAAAGAAAAAGUUGGCUCGGAGGGAGAAAAGAUCCUAACUGACAGAGGAACAUUUUACCGUAAUGGAAAAGACCGCACAAUUGGAAUCAGCUUUCACCCCCGAGCGGACUACAUCGGAAUCCACGGUUCUGAGAAGGCAAUCGAGAUCUGGCGCAUCCGCUCACAGACUGAGGUGCAAAAGAGUCUGGCGAGAAAGCGCAAGAGAAGAAAGGAGAAGGAAGCACAGCGUGCUGACAAGGAUGGAGCUGCUGAGGUUGACAAUGACAAAUCCGAGGAUGUCUCCUCUGCGCCCGUCUCCGAAGUCUUUGUACCGCACACUAUCGUCCGUACCGGAGGUAAACUCCGGUCCUUCGACUGGAUUCGCACAAAAUCGACUGGCAGUUUACAACUUCUGGCUGCGACCACAAACAACCAAAUCGAAUCCUACAGUGUCGUGACCGCCAACAAGAAGAACAAGGAUGAGGAGGACUCGGACUACAGCCGGAACUUGGCAGUUGACAUUCCCGGCCAUCGCACCGACAUCAGAUCUGUCGCUUUGAGUUCGGACGAUCGAAUGCUGGCAUCUGCUUCCAAUGGCAGCCUCAAGAUCUGGAACGUCCGGACCCAGAGCUGUCUGCGGACUCUCGAAUGUGGCUACGCCCUGUGCUCUGCUUUCCUUCCUGGUGACAAGAUUGUUGUCGUUGGAAACAAGGAUGGCCAGCUUGAGGUUUUCGACAUCGCCUCGUCGACUCUUCUGGAUACGAUUAAGGCGCACGAUGGCCCGGUUUGGUCCCUUCAUGUCCAUCCUGAUGGCAAGUCUUUGGUUAGUGGCAGUGCCGACAAAUCUGCGAAGUUUUGGGACUUCAAGGUUGUGCAGGAAGAAAUCCCUGGUACCAAGAGGACGACGCCGCGACUCAAGCUGGUGCACACACGGACGCUGAAGGUAUCGGAUGACAUCCUCAACGUUCGCUUCUCGCCCGAUGCUCGGUUGCUGGCUGUUGCGCUUCUUGACAACACGGUCAAGGUCUUUUUCGUGGACUCUCUCAAACUCUUCCUUAACCUCUAUGGCCACAAACUUCCCGUCCUCAGUAUGGAUAUCUCUUGGGACAGCAAGCUGAUUGUCACAUGUUCCGCUGACAAGACCGCACGUGUUUGGGGCUUGGACUUUGGUGACUGCCACAAGUCCUUCUUGGCCCACGAGGACAGUGUCAUGGCGGUUGCCUUUGUUCCGAACAACAAGGAAGGGAACGGUCACAACUUCUUCAGCGCUAGCAAGGACCGAUUGAUCAAGUACUGGGACGGCGAUAAGUUUGAGCACAUUCAGAAGUUGACCGGUCACCACGGUGAAAUCUGGGCGCUGACUAUCAGCCACUCUGGAGAGUUCAUCGUCACCGCCAGUCAUGACAAGAGCAUCCGCACCUGGGAGCAGACUGAUGAGCCGUUGUUCCUGGAAGAAGAGAGGGAGAAAGAACUCGAAGAAAUGUACGAUAGCAAUUUGACGGCUUCUCUUGAAGAUGACGAGGACGGACAAGACGGAGAGAAGGCUGAAGCCGUUGACGCCAGCAAACAAACUUCGGAAACGUUGAUGGCCGGUGAAAAGAUCAUGGAAGCAUUGGAUCUGGGAAUGGAAGACCUGGAAGUCAUGCGCGAAUGGCGUGCCCUGAAGGCCCGGCAGCCGAACGCUGCGCCCCCAGCACGCAAUCCUCAGUACAUGGCGCUGGACAACAUUUCGGCAGAGCAGUACCUCCUGAAGGUUGUGCAGAAGAUCCCCGCCGCCGCCCUCCAAGACGCUCUGCUUGUGCUGCCCUUCUCGAAGGUCCCCGCUCUCUUCACGUUCCUCAACAUCUGGGCCAGCCGUGAGUGGAACAUCCCACUCACCUGCCGUGUGCUCUUCUUCAUCCUCAAGACGCACCACCGCCAAAUCAUCGCCAGCAAGAUGAUGAGGCCGAUGCUGGAUGGUAUUCGCUCCGAGCUGCGUCGGGUGCUGGCGCGUCAGAAGGACGAGAUGGGCUUCAACCUGUCCGCUCUGCAAUUCGUCGGCCAGCAGAUCCAGGAACAGAACACGAAGGAUUACAUUGAUGAGACGGCCUACGAGGAGCAGGAGAGGCAGACCGGCACGGGCAAGAAGCGGCAGUUCCUCAGCGUUGCCUGAUUGCACUGGCAAGUGAUCUAACUGUAUACAUGCAUAUGAAGGCGUUGAGAUUUGUGUUGGAUGUUUGGCUACAAAAAGUUUUAUACCUGGAGUUUACGUUCAUGAUCGGUACCGCUACAUGUAAAUCGAUAUAGAGAUAUGUCAAAUUAUGCAACGAUCCGUCAAUUGAUUCAUUACU
This is a messenger RNA of Aspergillus ibericus CBS 121593, 3087 nucleotides long. Its product is annotated as snoRNA-binding rRNA-processing protein DIP2. Lineage: Eukaryota; Fungi; Ascomycota; Eurotiomycetes; Eurotiales; Aspergillaceae. The transcript is spliced from 3 exons. The record is from RefSeq and is a predicted model, not a curated record. Gene Ontology annotation, biological process: maturation of SSU-rRNA. Gene Ontology annotation, cellular component: small-subunit processome; Pwp2p-containing subcomplex of 90S preribosome. Bases 27 to 2909 code for a protein of 960 amino acids. Gene Ontology annotation, molecular function: protein binding; snoRNA binding.